Messenger RNA from Symbiodinium sp. CCMP2456, 1436 nucleotides. Lineage: Eukaryota; Dinophyceae; Suessiales; Symbiodiniaceae. The record is from the annotation of a GenBank genome assembly.
GCCCAGGUGGAGAUGGCACCUUCCUCACGGAUGCGCAGGACACUUCAGCGACGGUGCAAACGGCCGUGCAGAUCCCGAACAUGAGCCUUGUCCGCAGCGCCGACGCAGAGGAGCUGAGCGAACGGCGCAUGGAGCUCGUCCGCAAUGCUCAUAUGCGGGCGGAGCACCAGGCACAGGCCCGGAUGACAAUGCUGGACCUGGCGAACGCGUUAGACAAGGCGAGUUUGAGGAGAAGAGAGCUGGAAGCACGCAUUCUGGAGGAGCAGGGCGUGGCCGUGGGUCUCCGCGAGGAGCUCGCCACCUGGCCUCCUAAAGUGGAGCAUGUCAAGAACAAGUGGGAAGACCUGCGCCUGAAGGUCGUGGACUGGGGAAUCAAGGCCUCUGCGCGGGAAGGGGCAGCCUUCCCCCUGCUUUUGACCCUGGCCCUGGAGUGGCGGCCCAUUGGAGAGCGCCGGUCGGUGACGGGCAAGCCGCUCAGCGAUGAGGAGUCCAUGAAGGUCGACCGAUUACUUCUCAAAGAGAUGUUGAAGUCGUGGUAUGCGCAGGUCUCCGAGAAAGGCCCGGCCAGGAGGGUCUCGAUACACGAGGUGGCGGAGAAUCCGCUGACAUCCGAGCUCGAUGCGAUGGCUCGCCUGCUGGAGGCGGAGAGAGAGAAAAACAAGGCGCUGCAGGGGCAGAUCGAUGCAAAGGACGCCGAGGUCAAGAGCAUUCUGCGAAGAAUCCUCCAGCUCGAAGACGAAAAAGUCGCGCUCCUCAAGCAGGCAGAAAAGGCUAGAGAAGUCUUAAUCGUCGAGAAGCAAGUGCUCCGCGACGAGCUUGACAAGGUCCCCGACUUGCUCCGUCAGAAGGAACAGGAAACCGACCUGAUCCGGAAGGCACUCGCGGACUUGCAAGAGGAGAUCUUGAGGGUGAAGGCUCAAGCAGAAGCCGAUCGACUGGCCUUGAUUGAGCGCAUCCAGCUGCUGGCGGGGGAGCUUGAGAAUGCGCUGACUUCCGCAAAGCACAUGAAGGAGACCGCCGUCAAGGCGAAACGCGAACAGACGGGCUGCAUCUCUCCCGAGAAGUUUGCACAGCUCAUCAUCGAGCUCGAAGAGCUGCGGGAUCAGAUGAACCUGAUAGGCACGGAGAAGGACAACGAGAAGGAACUGAUACAUAGUUUGAAGCAGCAGCUCUCCAGGAAUAGGCGAAAAUGGGAGUUAGAGCGGCAAUUCCUUCCGCUGCUACACCAGGUGAAGGGGCCUGUAGGGCCUCCAAGCCGUGGAGUAGCAAAGAAAGAGGCGCUCUGGGCUACGCAGUCUGCCGUGGUGACCCAGGCUCCUCCCGAGAUCCUUGGGCAGGUGCCUUCAGACAGGAUGAAGCCCUGCCGCAGCUCCGGCGAUGUCCGCAAGAUCCAGGCCAGCACCAAUGGCUUCCGCGCAGCCAGAAAUCUGAUGUGA